AUGCCUCGUCCGGUUCUGGGAUUACAUGAUAUCCCAACAGUAUCGGAAUUGUACCGAACUGCCAACCUUGGUCAGAGGCCUACCGAGCGGACUCCAGUGCAGUCCAUCAAUGAUAUUGUCUCAACCAUUAGCUACGAUAUCACCAAACUUGAGGUUGACUGCAUUGUGAAUGCUGCCAAUAGCUCAUUGCUUGGUGGUGGUGGGGUAGAUGGUGCUAUUCACAGCGCUGCCGGCCGCGAACUUUUCAAGGAAUGUGCUACCUUGAACGGAUGUGAGGUCGGUGAUGCCAAAAUCACCUCUGCGUACCGGCUGCCCUGCCAGAAAGUUGUGCACACUGUCGGCCCAAUCUACGACAAAGAGUUCACCAGAGAUUCUGAAAGCCCCGAGACCUUGCUCCGCUCCUGCUAUCGCCGCAGUCUUGAGGUGGCUGUUGAAAAUAAUAUGAAGUCGAUCGCAUUUGCAGCUAUCAGUACUGGUAUCUAUGGCUACCCCAGCCAGUUGGCUGCGAUUGCUGCCGCCGAUGAGGUGCGCAAGUUCUUGGAAUUACCCGAGAAUAAGGACAAGCUGGAACGAGUGAUCUUCUGCAACUUCGAGAUCAAAGACGAGACGGCUUACAGGAGGGUUCUUCCUAAGGUAUUCCCACCUACGAAGGAGGACUUGGCUUCAGCCGAAGAGCCUGCCAACGAGACAGAUAGGGUCUCGGAGAACUAUUUGCCUCCCAAGAAAGAGCUGGCUCAUCAGGAAGAUGUGGCCCUAGAAGAAGAUUCGGACUCCAUGGAAGAUGUGGCUGCCAAGGAAGACCGGCCUCUCAAGGGCGACUCGAACCUUGUCGAAGACGUGGCUUCCAAUUGCGACCUGCCUCCCAAAGAAGACCGAGCUUGUAAGGAUGGUGUGCACUCCAAGAAUGAUGUGUCCACCAUGGAUUAA
Messenger RNA from Penicillium brasilianum, 927 nucleotides. NCBI's taxonomy places the organism in Eukaryota, Fungi, Ascomycota, Eurotiomycetes, Eurotiales, Aspergillaceae. The record is from the annotation of a GenBank genome assembly.